Molecule: messenger RNA, 945 nt
Organism: Lactuca sativa (garden lettuce)
Lineage: Eukaryota; Viridiplantae; Streptophyta; Magnoliopsida; Asterales; Asteraceae
Molecular function (GO): protein dimerization activity
Source: RefSeq, a predicted model, not a curated record
AUGUUUGCUUGUACUCGUGUUGUUCUCCAAGGAAUAAUUGAUGACAUAUCUACUACUUAUUCUCAACGUGGAGAUGCUGAUGCAGCUUACUGUUAUCUGAAAUCAUUUGAGUUUGUGUUUAUUCUUCACCUGAUAAAGGAAGUAAUGGGAAAAACUGAAAUACUUUCUCAAGCUCUACAAAAGAAAUCCCAAGAUAUUCUUAAUGCCAUGGAGUUGGUUUCAGCAACAAAGGAGGGUCUAAACUAUUUUAGAAACAAAGGAUGGGAGUCCUUACUUGCACAAGUAAAGUUUUUUUGUGAAAAACAUCAAAUAAAUAUGCCAGAUAUGAAUGCUCCAUAUACUUUUACUCGAUACCGGCCUCGAAAAACAGACAAUCAUGUUACUUUUGAACAUUUUUAUCGAGUGAAUCUGUUUACAGCCACAUUAGACAAACAGUUACAUGAGUUGAAUAGUAGAUUCAAUGAUCGGUCAAUGGAGUUGUUAAGACUUAGUUCUAAUUUAGUUUCUAAAGUGAUUAACGUUGAUCAAAUUUGUCUUCUUGUUGAGAAGUAUUAUCCUGAAGAUUUUACGGAGCAAGAGAUGAUUCAAUUACGAUAUCAAUUGGAGAUUUUUAAUAUUGAUAUCACAAAGAAUCCCAGACUAAGUGGUGUAUCAACUAUUGUUGACCUAUGCAAGCGUCUUGUGGAAACUCAGAAACGUGAGACAUACUAUUUGCUUGAUAGAGUGGUUCGGCUAAUCUUGACACUUCCAGUUUCUACCGCAACAGCAGAGAGAGGAUUUUCAACAAUGAAAAUAUUCAAGAACCGUUUUCGCAAUAAGAUGUCGGAUGAUUUUCUCGCAAACAACUUGGUGAUUUACAUAGAAAGAGAAAUUGCCGAAAACAUUGAUUCAAAAUCUGUAAUUUAUGAAUUUACAGACAUUAAAGGUCGUCGGACUGAGUUGUAA